AUGUGGACAUUGAUUGGAGCUUGGUCAACACCACUUGUUAAAAAGCCCUCCAACCACCCUCCACCCCUCUCCACCCCUCUCUACUCCUCUCCAAUCCUCUCCACCCCUCUCGACCCCUCCCCAUGCCAGGUGCGGGAGAUAACGUGGGCAGUGUACGCAUCAAACGAGGCGCAGGUAUCAUCGGUGUUCUUUGGGUCGGUGAACGGGCUCUUUAUGAGCUACGCCUCCACCGCCCAGCAGCGCUUCUGCAUCUACAGCACCCAACCCCACCACUUCCCCACUCUCCAACCCCCUCAAAUCCUCCCCAUUCCAGGUGCAGGAGAUGACGUGGACAGUAUGUGUGGCACCUCAACAUCCCUCCAACCCCCACCUCCGCCCCUCUCCACCACCCUCCACUCCCCCCCCCGCCCCCUUUACCAGGUGCGGGAGAUAACGUGGGCAGUGUACGCAUCAAACGAGGCGCGGGUAUCAUCGGUGUUCUUCGGGUCGGUGAACGGGCUCUUCAUGAGCUACGCCUCCACCGCCCAGCAGCGCUUCUGCAUCUACAGCACCCACCCCCACCACCACAUCUCACUCACCAAGGCCCAGAACUUCACCUCGCAGGUGAGAGCUGGGGGGAAGAGGUUGGGGAUGCAGGGAUAUGGGGUUUGCAGGGGGCUGGGGAAUGGGGAUGGCUGGGGAAGGUGGUGGCUGGGGGAGGUGGGGGGUGCAUCUACAGCACCCACCCCCACCACCACGUCUCGCUCACCAAGGCCCAGAACUUCACCUCGCAGGUGGGCGCUGGGGGAAGGUGGUGGGAACUGCAGGGGAGAUGGGAACUGCAGGGGAGACGGGAACUGCAGGGGAGGCGGGAACUGCAGGGGAGGUGGGAUGGGAACUGCAGGGGAGGUGGGAGCUGCAGGGGAGGUGGGAACUGCAGGGGAGGGGGGAACUGCAGGGGAGCCUGUGAUUGGCCCAACAGCGCUGUCUCUAAGCAACACCACGUACAGCCUCAACGGCACUGCGGUCACGGACGUGUGGCCACUCUCCCCGCCUCCCGCUCGCCAGGUGGAGUGGGCGGUGGCGCAAGUAACCAACGACACCCCGCCCAUGACCUUUGGGUUCGCCACCGUUGCUCCCAGCACCCUGCCUGCUGCCUUGAGUCGUCUCAGAAGCCUUUUCCUCCCCAACCCAACCCCUCUCCCGCCUUUCCCAGGUGGAGUGGACCGCGGCGAGAGUAACAAAGAACACCCCUCCUGUGAUCUUCCAGGCGUCUCAAAAGCCUUUUCCUCCGCGACGCGACCCCUCUCCCCCAACCCAACCCCUCUUCCAGGUGGAGUGGGCAGUGGCGCAAGUAACCAACGACACCCCGCCAAUGAUCUUUGCCUUUGCCACCGUCGCUUCCAGCACCCUGCUGCCUUUAGAGUCGACUCACAAGUCUUCUCCUCCCCGACCGCCUUACCCCCAUUCCCCCCCCUCUCCCAGGUGGAGUGGGCAGUGGCGCAAGUAACCAACGACACCCCGCCCAUGAUCUUUGCCUUUGCCACCGUCGCCCCCAGCACCCUGCUGCUCGCCCCCAUCUCCUCCACCUCCCCUCCCCCUGGAGCCACCGCCCCCAUAGGGGGAGUGCUGCGCCAGGGGGGGGAGGCAGGGCAGGGCGGGGAGGGGGAGGUGACACCUGGGGCGGGUUCGCUGGGGUAUGCGGGGAUAGCGGGUGUGGCUCAGCCUCUGGAGGGCGUUCACCGGUUUAUUGAGCAGCUGGAUCUGCUGGAUGGGCUGCUCUAUGUCGUGUGGUUCAACGGCAGCGAUGCGCGGGUGAUUGCCUCUUCGGCCACCAACAGCACGCUCUACACCGCCCCCAUCUGCAUCCCCCACCCCCUCCCAACAACCCCCCCUUCUCAAACGGCCCCCCUUCUCCCCCACAGGUUCAACGGCAGCGAUGCGCGGGUGAUUGCCUCCUCGGCCACCAACAGCACGCUCUUCACCGCCCCCACGCUCUCCAACAACGCUCUCCUCGCCAUGGCCGCGCGCUUCCUGGAAGCUUCCUUCUCCAUGCAGGACCUGCUGCGCGCGUGCACGUUCUCGGAUCGGGUCAGCGGCAAUCCCGAGGCGCCCGACAGCCAGUACUAUGUUGACAGCUGUCCGCUGUCCUCGCCCCUCUUUGACAACCUGCAGCUGGUGAGAGGGGGGGCGGAGAGAGAGGAGGGUGGGUGGGGGGUAAGGAAGGGGGAGGCGGGGGAAGCUGGGGAAGGGGGGAAAGGGGGGAAAGGGGGGAAAGCUAUGGGCGGCAGUCAGAGGAAUGUGGACGAGGCGAGAGUGGUGGUGGGUGGCGAUGAUUUCGUGCAGCAGCUUCAUGAGGGCGAUACCGAUAGAGACCAAGUUGGCUUUUUAACGUCAGGCCCUGCAUCCCUCUGCCCACCCCCCCCCCCCCACUGCGCACCCCCGCACCUCACUUUGCCCUUCACAGGUGGUGGUGGCGGUGAUCCCGCGCAGCAGCAUCAUGGGGGCCAUAGAGACCAAGUGGUGGUGGCGGUGAUCCCGCGCAGCAGCAUCAUGGGGGCGAUAGAGACGGGCAGCACGGUAACGGUGUGGUCCUGCUUUGCCAUGUCGCUGGGACUGCUGUUCGCGGGAUGCCUGCUCAUCCUCAAGAUGACCUCGCGCAUCAACGUCGAGUGGGAACUCAAGCAGUGUGGUCAUGUCGCUGAGGCUGCUGCUCGUUGGCUGUCUGCUCAUCCUCAAGAUGACCUCGCGCAUCAACGUCGAGUGGGAACUCAAGCAGGUGCGGUGCGAGAGCUGAUUCGGCAGCUGACAGCCAAGGACCAGGCAGAGAAGUCGAGCAACUUUAAGAGCCAGUUCCUCGCCAACAUGAGCCACGAGCUGCGCACGCCCAUAGCGGGCAUCAUAGGCCUCUUGGACCUGCUGUCCUGCGAGGCGCUGUCAGAGGAGCAGGAGGUCAUGGUGGCUCAGAUCCGCCGCUGCCCCCACGAGCUGCGCACGCCCAUAGCGGGCAUCAUUGGUCUCUUGGACCUGCUGUCAUGCGAGGCCCUCUCGGAGGAGCAGGAGGUCAUGGUGGCUCAGAUCCGCCGCUGCGCUGGGGGGCUGCUGGCGCUCGUCAACAACGUGCUGGACAUCAGCCAUCAUUAUGUGGGGGGGCUGCUGGCGCUCGUGAACAACGUGCUGGACAUCAGCCAUGUGAGACAAGGGAGGAAUGGGAAGGUGGGAAGGGGUGGGGUGUUGGGGGGGGAGAUGCCUGAGGAGGAGGGGGUCUGGGAAGGGUGGGAGGGUGGGCGGGUGUGCGUGUUGGGGGAGGAGCCUCGGAAAUCGCUGCGCUGGGGGGCUGCUAGUGCUCGUGAACAAUGUGCUGGAUAUCAGGCAUGUGAGACAAGGGAGUGUGGGGAGGGAGGAAGGGGUGGGGUGGAGUCGGGGGUGUUGGAGCUGGCAGUGGCGCCGUUCCACGUGCUGGAGGAGGAGCUAGAGGCGCUCUUGGUCGGCACUGCAGACCUGACCCAACCCUCACCCUGCGGCGCUCACACUGUGGAGUCGGGGGUGUUGGAGCUGGCAGUGGCGCCGUUCCACGUGCUGGAGGAGCUAGAGGCGCUCGUGGAUCUCUUCUCAGUGCACUGCAUCCCCCACGACAUUGACAUCGCUCUAGACGUCUCCGAGACUCUGCACCAGUGCUGGUGGGUGGGUCUCUCCUCAGUGCACUGCAUCCCACACGACAUUGACAUUGCUCUAGACGUCUCCGACGACUUCCCCCUGGUGGUGAUAGGCGAUGCAGGGCGGUUCCGGCAGGUGCUCACGAACCUGCUGGCGAAUUCAGUGAAGUUUACAGUCAAGGGGCACAUCGUGGUGCGCGCGUGGGUGGAGAGCAAGCAGCCCCUAGCAGAGGACCCUCUGUCCUUCUUCGGGCUAGGAUCCGCCCUCCCAUUCACCACCACCCACUCCUCCUUCCCUCCCUCCCCACUCUCCCCUGCUUUCUCCCACUCCCGCCCCACUUCCCCUUCUUCCCCCCAGCCCCUAGCAGAGGACCCGCUAUCCUUCUUCGGGCUAGGAUCCGCCCUCCCAUUCACCACCACCCAUUCCUCCUCCACCACCGCCUCUCUCCCUGGCAACCGCCACUCCGCCGCGUCCUCUGCUGCUGCUGCAGCCCCCCGCACACACCACUCCAGCACAUUCCUCCGCCCCUCCAUCUCCACCACUCCAAGCAUGCUCAACGGCCCGCCGCUUGUCCCUAUGUCUGCCCUCGCCGGCCCUCUCACCAGCAGACGUACCGAGUCUAUGGUUGAUUCGUCCUCCACACGCACGCACGGAGGGUCCGGCCUGGGGCUUUAUAUUGUGCGGGGGUUGGUGGAGUUGAUGGGAGGGGGUAUUGCAGUAGGGGAUAAGGACGAGCAGGGCACGCUGAUGCGGUUCCAUAUCCGGUUGAAGAUUCCCCCGCCCCCCUCACCUCCCCCUCCGCUGUUGCAGCUGCCGCUUCCCGGGCUUGGGGGGCCUGUUAGGUACGGUUCUGGCAUUCCGUUGAUACAAGACACGGACUCCGCCAGUGUCACAUCAGGCCUAGAGGGGGGCGUGCAGGCUGUGGCCUCCGCUCCUCCUGCUACCGCUGCUGCAGCGGGCGGGGAGAGCAGCGUAGGAGGAGGAGGAGAGGGAGCGGGAGUGGGAGGGGAAGAGGGAGAGGCAGAGAGUCCGUCUGAUUGGGGUGCUGGCGGUAUGGGGGGCAGUGGGCCGGGCCGUUCCUCCUCCACCAUAGGAGGCAGCUCUGCCGUUUCGGGACUUAGCGGUUUACGCGCUUUCCUCGGCAUGUCUGGCACUCUUGCUCCUGGUAGCAACGACCUGGGUGCUGCUUGGACCGGGUUGAAUCGAGCCGGGUCAGGAAUAGGAGUAGCCGGAGGGGUGGGAGGAGGAGGCGGAGGAGGAGGAGGAGGAGCAGGGCAGCAGCUGAGCGUGCCUCUUCAGAGAGUAACCCACAGUUCGCUACUAGACGGGACGCAGGAUUUGACCGGUGGAAUCGGAGGAGCAGGGGGGGGAGGAGCGGGGCAAGGAGGAGGAGUGAGAAUGAAGUGGCAUGUGCUCCUAGCCAUGUCGGAAUGCCCGGGGAAAGCCGUGGCCUCUCGCUGGUUCGAAGGGCAGGGGCUUGCAGUGAAGCAGGUGCGGUCGUGGGAUAGUAUCUUCCCCAGCCUGAGCUAUGUCCUGCAUGCAUCCGCCAUGCCCUCUGUUGCUUCUGGGACUGGGAGCACCCGGUCGGGGCAGGGUGGGGCGGGUGGGCGUGGGACUGCGAGUGGUGCCCCUUCCGCCAGCGCUAGUGCGGUUCAAUCUCGCACUGCCACCCCGCGAGGCGUUGCUUCUGCCGGCGCUGGAAUCUCCUCUGCUACGGGUACUGCUGCUGCUGCUGCUCGGGCGUUCUCUCCUGCUGCUACUGCCCCUGCGUUCCGCUCAACCUCUCCCCUCAUGGCUGGGCCUGGGCUUAGUAGCAGUAGCACGGACUCUGCUCCUGCUGCCAUUCGCACCGUCUCAGCAGACCGAGCAGGACGAGCAGGGGGUGGAGGAGGCGGAGUGGUAGGAGUGGGAGGAGGAGGGGGAGGUUUAGGGGCUGGGAUAGGGAUGGGCGGAGGGGCGACAAGGGGUGGUGGUGGUGGUGUGGCAGGAACGGGUGUGAGUGGACCAUCAGCAGCAGCACGGCUGGCAGGGGCACAAGCCCUGCUGCAGGCGUCUCAUGUGGGCAUGUCUCUCUCCCACAGCACUGACAGCAGCAGCGGCGGCGGCGGCGGCGGCGGUGGGGGUGGUAGUACUGGUGCACGCGUGGCAGGGGUGCGAGCGCUGCGCUCGCUCUCCCCUCUCUCGGUCACCGUGCCAGACGCCAACGAUGGGCUGCCUGUGGAGGAGCUGUCAGGGGGGAGUGCGAGGGAGGCCACAACAACAGGGAUGGUAUCGGCGCGCUUUGCUGGCCUCUCCUCCGCUGCUGCUGCUGCUGCCUCUGGGGCCCGCAGCGGCAUGCCUGCUCUCAUGCCUUCGUUUGGGGGUAACUUUGAUAAAUUCGAGGAGGGCUAUAUGGAGGACGAGUGGGGGAGACCAGUGGGAGGAGGUGGCGGGAUGGGCUAUGGUGGUGCUUUUGGUGGUGGCGCUGCUGCUGGUGCUGGUGGUAUCGGCACUGCUGGCGGUGGAGGGCAAGGCGGUGGGAGGGGAGCAGGAGCGGAAGGAGCAGGCGGGCAGCAGCAGCAGCAGCAGCAGUACCCUCGACAGGUUCCGCCAGAGGUGGGAAAGCUCUGUGAGGAGAUGAAGACGCUGCGAGGGAAGCGGUGUAAGGCGAACCAGAACCUGCUGGUGGUGUGGCUGUUGCCGCCUGGGGUGAACCCGGUUAUACGGAGGUUCCUGCAGCAGCAGCCGAAUACGGUGCUGACUUCUCGGCCGCUGCACUCGUCCCGUCUUCGAAAUCUGCACACGGCGUUGGUCCGCCUUGUUUCGUCGGCUUCCAGUGAGGGGGCUGGUGGUGGUGGUGGCGGCGGCAUGGGCUUUGAUUCGAUAAUCAACCGGGGGUUGCCGGGAGUUCCUGGGCCGGGAACCGGAGGUACUGGUGCAUUUGGUGGGGCAGCAGGAGCAGCAGGAGGAGGAGGAGGAGGAGCAGGCACAGGGGGGUUGCUGGGGAGGGAAGGGUCGGGGCCUGCUGCGUUCCGCUCUCUCAUCACGUCUCCUGUUCAGUCCUCUUCAGGGGUCUCUGGUGGUGCUAGCAGCGCCGCUGCUGCUGCUGGCAGUGCUGCCGCCGCUGCUGCUGGCGGGUUUGGGGCCUCCGCAGGGGUUGGCGCAGUGGCAAGCGCGGGUGCAGCAGGGGGUGGGGCGGGGGGGAGGAGGGCAGGGAGGAGGUCCACAGCAGGGGGAGCAGGGGCAGGGCGAGGGGGGCAGGGGGUGGGGAUGGGGGUGGGGGCGGGAGCAGGGCAGCAUAGGCGGAGGAGUAGCUUCGAUGCGGUGUUGACUCAAGGAUUGCUGGCCUCACCACCCGACAGCCAUGCAGGAGAUUCCGCCACUGCUGCUGCUGCUGCUGCUGCUGCUGCUGCUGCUGCUGCUGCUGCUGCUGGUGCUGGUGCUGGUGCUGGUGGUGGUGGUGGUGGUGGCCGGGGGGGCCCAUCCCAUCUGCCUCCCCUGCAGCGGUCUCGCUCGGAAAUACCGCGCAUGGGGGGGCAGUUAGAAUACUCCUCUGACCGGCCCCAGUCAGGGUCCUCCACUGCUCUGCGUGCUGCUGCUACCUACGGUCUUGCACCUCCAGACCCACUCAAUUCCGUCACUUACGGGAGUGGAAGCAGCGGUGCUGGUAUGGGUGGUAGUGGUAACAGUAGUGGUUACCAACGGCAGCUGUUGCAGCAGCAGCAGAUGCUGUACCAGCAGCAGCAGCAGACGUUUGGGUUGGGAUGGGGAGCAGGAUCAGGAGCAGGGACGUCUGGAGGAAUGGGGGGCAUGGGGACCAUGGGGACCAUGGGGGGAAUGGGGGGCGGAAUGGGGGGGAUGGGGGGGAUGGGUCGCAACCGUUUGCUGCCUCUCCCCACGCCUGCGCACCACUCGCCCUUGCACCUGUCUCGGAAGGGAGGGGGGGGACUUCGCCCCAUGCACUCCCUGCCUGCUGAGAUUUCCCUGUCUGCCCUUACAGGGGGUUCGGGAGGGGGAGGAACAGCAGGAGGGGGUCGAGCCACUGGUGGUGGGGGAGGAGGAGGAGGAGGAGGAGAAGGAGGAGGGGUAGGAGAAGGGAGGGGAGGAGGGAAGGGUGGUCGUGGGGCGGGUGGGCCGGCGGUGGGGGGAAGAGGGGCGGAUAACAGGAGAGGGCAAGGGGAAGGCGGUGGAGGAGGAGGGGGUGCUGUUUCAGCAGCAGGAGCAAAGGCAGGAGCAGGAGGAGGGGCAGGAGCAGGAGCGUUAGAUGGAGCAUCUGUUGCCGGUCCCUCACUCUCCACUGCUGUUGCUCCUCCUCCUCCUACUGCUGAUGCUGCUGAUGGAGCAUCCGAUGCUUCACCUCCUCACGUGCACCUCAGUUGCCCCUCCCUCUCCUUCUCCUCCCUCCACACCUCCUCACCAUCUUUCUCCCCCAUCUCUGACGCGCCUUCUGCUGCCAGUACCGCUACCUUUAACCCUGUUCCACGCGGCACAGCAGAAGAUGCACCAGCUGCUGCUGCUGCUUCUGCUGCUGCUGCUGCUGCUGCUAGUGGUGGUGGUGUUGCUGCUGCUGAGCCUCCUACCACAGGAGGAACGAGUCUGUUUGGAACAGCAGCAGCAGCAUCACCAGGAGGAGGAGUAGGGGGAGCAGGAGGGGAAGGAGGGGGGGCGUCGGCAGUAAGGCUACGAAGCCAGCGGUCUAUCACACUAGGCUCUGCUCCUGCUCCCCCUGCUCUCAUCCUCUCCCCCACGCCCUCCCUCACCUCCCCCACGUUUGCCGACCCACUCUCUCCUCAACUUGGAUCCUCCUGGACCCAUCCCGGCGUCACACCCACCCCUCCCUCGCACACUCCCCCUCCUGCUGCUGCUGUUGCCGGUGCUCCAGAACCUUCCAAACACCCACACUCCCCGCCCACCACCACCACCACCACCACCACCACCGCUGCUGCUGCUGCAGCAGCUGCUGCGGCGGACACCCUUCAGAAAUCCCCGAGCGUGCCCCCCAUCACACCGCAAUCUGACACUUUCCCUCCUGCCGGCACUCCUACCCUGGAUACCCCCCAAAAGUCCCCCAUUCCCCCUUCGAUUCCACGCAAGGGCAGCCACAAGGAUAUUGCUUCCCUUCUGUCGUCCCUGGGAAGCAGCAGCAGCAGCAGCAGCGGUAGGAGCAUGUCUCGGAAAGGCAGUGGGAAGGAUUCGAGGGAAGGGGGUGGGGAGGGCGGUCAGGGUGGGUGGAGUGGUGGGAGCGGCGGGAGCAGUGGGAGGAGUAUGGUGAGGAAGGGGAGCGGGAGGGAGAGUAGGGAAGGAGGGGAGGAUGGUGGGAACGAGGGUGCUGGGAGGAGCAGGUUUGGUAUGGGUCGGAAGGGCAGUGGGAAGGAUCUACUGGGUCUUGUGGGAGGGGGGAGGAGUAGCACAAAGGGGGAUUCGGCAUCCUCAGCAUCCUCUGCAGCUGCAGCAGCAGCAGCAGCAGCAGGAUCGGCGCUGGUGCAAACACCAACAUCGUCCUUGGCCUCUCCAGCAGGCUCGUUCACCCCCACUGCAACUACUCCAUCAGGAGGAGGAGCAGGAGGGGCAGAAAGCACCACCCCCACCCCCACCAGCACAAGCACCAGCACCCCGACCAGCAGCAGCACUCCGGGGAAACUCGACAAGUCGCAGCCUCUAGCCGGUUACCACGUGUUACUGGUAGAAGACACGGCUAUUCUGCAGAAGCUGGCUCAGUCGCUGCUGAAGAAACUGGGAGCAGAGGUGAUGGUGGUGGCUGAUGGUCAACAGGCUGUCGAUGCGGUUACCAGCAGCUGGAUUGCUGAAGACGCCCGGCUUGCUGCUGCUGCCGCUGCGAGUGGAGCGGGGAGAGGAGGUGGAGGAGAGGGGGAGAGAGGGGAGGGGGAUGGGGAGGGUAGGCGGCCGAGAAGCAGAGGCGGGUGGGAUGGUAGUGGUGGGAGUGGUGGUGGGGGGGCGGAUGUAGCAGCGGGAGGAGGGGGAGCGCGUGGGGGUCAGAGGGGCGUGGGCAGGGCGGCAAGAGGAAGCAGUAGCGGUGGAGAGGCGUUUGAUGUGGUGCUUAUGGACUGUCAGGUAUGCACGCCUUCCCUCCUCUCAACCCCGCUUCUCCGUCUUCCUUCCCUCCCACGAUUGCCUGUGCUGUGCACAUGCCUCUUUCAGAAUACCUGGGUACGCCACUCGCACUCACAAGGCGAGGGGAGAGGAGAGGAGGGGGUCCGUUCCCCUCGGGUUUCCCUCUCCUCAACUCCGUACCGCAAUCCACCCCUGCAUGUUUGA
This is a messenger RNA of Closterium sp. Naga37s-1, 9891 nucleotides long. The record is from the annotation of a GenBank genome assembly. NCBI's taxonomy places the organism in Eukaryota, Viridiplantae, Streptophyta, Zygnematophyceae, Desmidiales, Closteriaceae.